UCCUGAUUACAUGUGUUACCGUCAACAUCAAGUGUUUGUUUCGACUUUUUAUGCUCUAAAUCACAAAUGUUAAGCUUUUGCUAAAUGUCAAGUUUGUGUCUGUGUGUGUAAAGUGUCAUAAACGGCUAAUAUAGCCGGGCUGAUUGUUUCUCAUGGCGGACUGCUGGAGCACCGAUACCGGAGAGGCCGUCUAUCGGUCCAGGGACGCCAUCAAAAACCUGAAAAUAAAAGUCCGGAUAGAAAGGGUGACCUCCACGGCGGCGCUGUCUCAGCAUCUGCAGCGGCAGGUUCUGUCCCAGCAGGAGGGAGCGGACAUCGAACUGGAAACCCUCGCAUCACAAGCUCAGACAGGUGAUAAUGAGGAAGAGGUUCUGGUGGGCUGGCAGGAGAAACUCUUCAGUCAGUAUGAGAUGGAGUUGUUCCAGAAUGAAACGGCAUGUCAGACGCCGCUGGAUCGACAGUACCAUGCAGAGGUCAAGGCCCUUAGCAAGGGCAAGGGCCGGCGAAAUCAAAGGAUUUUCACAUACACUGAUCACGACCGCUACACCAACUGUCUUCCACUCCACCAGGUGCACACUGACUUGCUGACCACAACAAAAUCAAGCCCCACCUUCCUGGCUGAGAGAAUGGCCAGCGUGAGAAACAGACGACAAGAACGGCGCACCAUGGAUUCUAGUGUCCCUAAGUCGAGAAUAAUCAACUGGGAGCCCACGGAAGAGUUUGUGAAGAGCAGUCAUGUGGUGAAUAAUGUCAUGCAGACCAUGCACGUCAUGGGGGACCUGGGUCCUCCUGGAAAGGUGGGACAGAGAGAAAAUGAGUGUUUGCUGGUCACCAUAAAAACAGAUGGCAAUGGAACAGUCAUUGUAAAACCUGACUUCAACAAUGGCAGAGAGCCACACAGGAUUCUAACAAAGAGGAGAGAAGUUUGGCGUCUUACUGUGGAGAAUGUGUCCACAGCCAUGAAACCAGAAGAAAAGGAAAGGGAGGAAAGCAUGUACAAAGUUCUGUAUGCAAGGCACAAGGAGUACCUCAAUAGUCUUGUUGGACAGGACUUUGAAAUGCCCCCUCUCGGUAUUUUGCGCUACAUGAUGAAUGGAGAGAUAGUCUCAGCUAAAGGCUUUGAAUAUGACAAUCUUUACGUCCACUUCUUCAUGGAACAUCCAAAUAACUGGUCCAGCUUGCCAUUUCAUCCUCUAUCGGGGGUUACUCAGACCUGCCGGACCAAAUCUCUUGGGCAGGAAAAUGUUGCUUUCUUCAGUUACCCUUUCACCUUUGAGGCUUUUUACAUGAGUGAAAAGGACAGUGAAGACUCAAUCCUCCAGUGGCCAGUGCUUUACUUUAAGGUUCUUUCCCUGGAUUCGUGGCAGCGCUAUCGCACAGAGGGCUAUGGUUAUCUGCUUUUUCCUGCUGUGCCUGGUAAGCACACUAUAACAUGCCACACAUGGAGACCUCUUCAGAUGGGGACGGUCUCUGCACUGAGGCGCUUCUUUAUUGGAGGCUCUGCGGAGCUUGAAGAUCACAGCUUUGUCAGAAUCCCAGGAACUUUCAAGGGAGACCGGCUGAGUCGUUUUGGCUUUAGCACUGAAACCACAGGAAGUGUCACCUUUACUCUGCACUGCAUCCAGCAGGCCAGGGCUUUUGUUGAUGCUGCCAUCCUGAAGAAGAGGAGACAGAAAGUUGUGGAUCAGCUCGGAGGAUUUAGUCAGCAAGGAGCUGUUUGCAACGUACUGGAGGCUUUCCAGAGGGCCAGGAGAAAGAUGCAAGAGGCCCGAGAAAGUCUUCCAAGAGAUGUUAUCCACUCCACCGCCCAACUUGAUCUCGAAUCCACUGCAUAGGUGCAAAGAAGCCGACAUAACAUCACCAGCAAGUGUGACACUACACUGACUUUGACGUGGUAUAUACAGCAUAGGGAUAUGAAGCUGGCUGGUGGGAUGGGUAGUCAUUUGGUUAAAAGAUGAAUUUAUAAAGAGCUAUGCAAAGUACGCCUGCUAAGUAUGGUUUCACUUGGGAUUGCAUUCUUCGCAUAGUUACUAUUUGUCUCAGAAUGAAGAGGUCUAUUUUUCAGUGUUACAAGCAGUUAACUAUAAUACCUUAUUUUACAUUCUGAUUGUAAUAUAUAUGUUGUCCAUUGAUUAUUUCAGAUCUGAGAACCAUAUUUGUUGUAAAAUAAA
Cololabis saira (Pacific saury) is the source of this 2171-nucleotide messenger RNA. It is a transcript of the gene mks1, whose product is annotated as MKS transition zone complex subunit 1. Lineage: Eukaryota; Metazoa; Chordata; Actinopteri; Beloniformes; Belonidae. The record is from RefSeq and is a predicted model, not a curated record. Gene Ontology annotation, biological process: cilium assembly. Bases 153 to 1835 code for a protein of 560 amino acids. The transcript has 18 exons. Gene Ontology annotation, cellular component: MKS complex.